AGAGACAGCGGAAAAGACGCACGGUUUGUUUCUCUCGACAAAAAUCUCUUUCCACCCGUGUGCACCAGCUCCAAACACCUCUUACAACCAUUUUUCUUCAUUCAUAUAUUCAUUCCCCAUCUCAUCUCAUCACACACAAAUCAACCUUCCCUCUGUAUCUCCUACUUUUUCUUGUCUUUUUAGCUAUUUCCCACAAUCACCAAUUACCAAAAACAAAAAGAAAUGGGUUGUGGGAAAUCUAAACACGAUGUUGCCUCAGAAAACACCAUUCUCAAGAGCAACAAAUCAAGUCUCGAUGAUUCCAAGGUUGUUCAGGAAAUUGGGACAGAAACCGUUGAUUUUGAGAGUAAUUCAAAAUUGGAACACAACAAGAGCAAUGUCAAAGAGGUUGUUGAUGAGUCCAAUGUUGUCGCUGCUCCUGAUGAAAUAACAAAUGUUCAACAGGACAAGGCAUUGGAGAAGAACAAAGAAGUUGAUGUUGUUGCUGAGAAUAAGACAGAGGAAAUUGUUGUUGCUGACCAGAAAGAAGUUUUAUUGGAAAAUAAUAACCAAAAGGAAGCUGUAGAAAAUGAAAAAGAGGAAGAGACUUUGGUCAAGGAAAUUGUCAAAGACUUGAAUCAUGAAGAGACUCUUGUCAAGGAAGAAAAAACCAAUGAGACAAAUGUUUUGAUCUCUGAAGGUGAACAAAAAGAUCUCAAAGCUGACAAGCAGGGACAGUGAAGAUAGAAAAUGAGACUAGAGACAACAUGCAUGGAUUGAUGGAGAUGACAGAGAAGUAGUAGAAAUUUCACUAGUAGCUUAGAGUAAUAUGUGAACCGUGUAUGUGUGCAAUGAUAGCUGAUAAGCUUUUGUUGAUUUUGUGUUGAACAUGGAUUGUAUGUUCCUUAUUCUUUAAGUCCCUCUCACAAGAGUUAUUAUUGAACUGAAAUACAUAUUAUAAUAAUCAACUUCCAUUCAUCUCAA
Molecule: messenger RNA, 963 nt
Organism: Cicer arietinum (chickpea)
Lineage: Eukaryota; Viridiplantae; Streptophyta; Magnoliopsida; Fabales; Fabaceae
Source: RefSeq, a predicted model, not a curated record